CCCACCCGGCCUCCCCUGCUAGCUAACAGGCUAGGCUAGCUCUGUUAGCUCCUCUCCUCAGUGUUCAUAGUUGAGACGCACCGGCUCCAUCAACAUCACGGUGCUGUGAGGAACCCGCUCUGUAACCCUUCACACCCGGACCCGGACAGACCGCCGACACACACCGAAGGGACACGAAGUUUAGGCGACACGUUAUCAAAUAACUGAAGAUGAUUAAGCUCUUUUCUCUGAAGCAGCAGAAGAAAGACGAGGAAUCUGCUGGAGGAAACAGAACAGGAGCCGGGGGUAAAAAAGCCAGCGCGGCCCAGCUCCGAAUACAGAAAGACAUCAAUGAGCUGAACCUGCCAAAGACGUGUGAGAUCAACUUCCCUGAUGACGAUGACCUCCUCAACUUCAGACUCAUCAUCUCGCCAGACGAGGUAGGACAGGGUUACCCCCACGACCCCCCCAAGGUAAAAUGUGAGACGAUGGUGUAUCACCCCAACAUCGACCUGGAGGGAAACGUCUGCCUAAAUAUCUUAAGAGAGGACUGGAAGCCCGUACUGACGAUAAACUCCAUCAUCUACGGUCUACAGUAUCUAUUUCUAGAGCCUAACCCCGAGGACCCGUUGAACAAGGAGGCAGCAGAAGUCCUGCAGACGAACCGGCGGCUCUUUGAGCAGAACGUCCAUCGUUCUCUGAGGGGCGGCUACGUGGGCGCCACCUACUUCGAGAGGUGUCUUAAAUAACUCGACGUCCCAAGAUUCUCCAGACCCCCCCCCCCCGACACUUUUCACCUCCCUACCCCUCCCUCUGCCUCCCCCCUCCUCCCCCCUUUUACUCCUCAGUCCUGCUCGUUGGCAGAAGCAGGAGCUGUGGCGACAGAAAGCAGCACGCCAGAAGACGCUUUUCUGUUUUAAAACACAAGACAAAGAAGAACCCCCUCCCCUUCUUCCUUCUCCCCUCCCCCUCCUCCCCCCGUCCUCCCAUAUCUCUCUGUUUUACUUCCAAGAUGCAGCAUUCGACCAUUUACACACCACAGGGGGACGCCGAGACAACACACACCAGAACUGGACUUGAAAAGAUGGCUGACAGCGAAUGGCGGCGGCCGAGCAUGAUGAUACAGGACGGGUGGAGGGGAGGAGGGGGGAGGGUCCAGGUGUGGGUGGUCAGUGAAUGUUGCUCAGGUGAGUCAGUGAUUCAGAGAGCGACGCUGAUGAUGCUGAUGACCACGUGAUUUCCUUUUAUUUUAUUUUUUUGUUUUGUGUGAGUGGCAAAGAUGCCUGCAUCAGACAGGCGGUCUGAAGGACACGCCCCCCUCCCUCCCGCUCGCCACCUUUUGUUUGUCCGUAACACGUCAGCUGGCAGCAAACUCCAAACUCAUGAACGCCGUUCCUCACAAACAUCAACAAUAAUGGUGCCCCUCCUAUUCAGUCUGGGUGGGAGGGGCUUGCUGGUAUGGGAGUGGUCAGAGUGGGAGGGGCUUGUGAGUCAGGCACGCCUUAACACAGUUUUCAGCCUGCGGUGACUCAGCAGCAGUCAGUAUGAUGAUGUCAGCGCUGGAGGGAGGGGCUAGUGAACCGCUGUGGGAGGAGCUUGUCUGAGUGGAAGCAGGUGCGCCUUAAAGUAAGACCUUGAUAGUUUUCAGCCUGCAGUGACUCCACAGACAUAACGGCGUCCAUGUGGAGGGAGGGGCCUCAGAUUUAUUCUCAAACUACAGUAACUAUACAGGUUAACUGGAACAUGAUUGGCUGCAGGUGGAGGUGUACACGGCGAAUGGCGUUCAGCUGCCGAAUCAGUUUGGAGUUUGCUGCUAAAUCACACUCAGCGUCAGGGGGCGUGGCGUCAUGUCAUGGGGGCGGGGCUGUUGUGGG
Messenger RNA from Micropterus dolomieu (smallmouth bass), 1853 nucleotides. It is a transcript of the gene ube2m, whose product is annotated as ubiquitin conjugating enzyme E2 M. The record is from RefSeq and is a predicted model, not a curated record. NCBI's taxonomy places the organism in Eukaryota, Metazoa, Chordata, Actinopteri, Centrarchiformes, Centrarchidae.